UUUUGUAUCGUCUUUUCACCAAAGAGCCCUUUGACUUUGUUACCUUUGGGUGAUUAGUGAUUAGAUACAGGAAGAAUCUAUAUAGAUCGUGAAAAACAUGACGCGCACCAAGAUUUCAGCACGUCGUCAGGCUCAGCGCCAGGUGGCUGAUCGCGAGGAGAAAGUGCGUCUGGCCCAAAUCAAGAUGGACUCGGCUCUGGAGAAGAUCGAUGAGAUGGGCAAGCGGUACAAGCAGGAGGUGGACAACCAAAUUAAGGUGUUACGUGGAAGCACGGACAAGAGGCUGCUAGAAAUGAAGAUGUCAGAACUGUUGGCUCUCAGGAUUAAAACCUUCGCCGAUCAUCAGUGGACAGCUCCCAAGCCGCCGACAACUCGCAGUCAGUCCAUCAGCCAUUAUCGUGGUCGGACCCGCACUCCGCAGAAUCAGCAGCGAACGAGGAUUCAGGCGCAGUCGGCGGACAGGGCUCCCGUAGGCGACACCAUGAGCUUUGUGCGCUGGCCGCGCGCCGGAGAGGUGGUGCUCUCGAAGGCGGGAAGCCCGCUGGCCGUCCAGAUGCUCCCAGGUCGCUAUGCGGACGUGCAGAUUCCCACCAAGGCCGGCGUGAUCACCGUGAAGCCGCACAAGAUCAACACCGUGAAGCGGGAUGUACUGAUGCAGCUGGACGAGAACACCCUGAAUCAGGUGAAGACCCUGAAUGCCAAUCUCGGCUUGAUCGUGGAUUUGGCCAACAAAUUGGGGAAAUCGAAACCGUAGGAGCCAUCGAAAGAAACUCCAAGAUCACGUACUUGUACGCUUAGUUCAUUAAUAUUUUAUUUAGUCUUUUUCAUUUUCUCAUUUUCAAUGUUUUUGUUCAGUUGUUAAACAUUAAGUGAACGUGUCUGUUGUUCUUGUUGCUGUCUGCUGCAUUUUGCUUGCUUUUUGUUGUAUAAUUAAUUAAUAAAUUUAAUUACUUUAUGUAUAUAUAUAUAUAUAUGUAUAUAUAUAUCGAUUUGUAAGUACAAACAUAGCGUACAGAAUUUCGUCUCCACUAGCUUUAAAUUUAAUUGUUUAAACAUUUUUCUAUUGUGUUGCAUGUGUGUAUUUUGUGUGUCUGUGUGAACAUUGUCAAUUAUGCUUGUAAGUACUUAGUUAAAUUAAAGUGUAUUGUGUUUUCUUUCAAAUGAAAAUUCAAUCGAAACUCUUUGGUUUCCCAACUUUUCAUCUUCAGUUUUAACUGUGUGAAUCCUUAGACAAACGUUACAUUUACACAUAUACAGAUUUAGUUAUUAAAAAUUAUCAUUAAUUUUUAGUGUUUAUAGUGUAAGUUUUAGCAUUUGUUUUCGGUUUCCCAUUAGAGUGUGAAAUGUGAGUGGGAGUGGGCGUGUGGUACGCGUUUAUAUAGUUACAGAUACAUAAAAAUACAAUAUAUAGC
Molecule: messenger RNA, 1412 nt
Organism: Drosophila erecta
Lineage: Eukaryota; Metazoa; Arthropoda; Insecta; Diptera; Drosophilidae
Product: borealin
Exons: 2
Coding region: 98-754 (218 amino acids)
Biological process (GO): mitotic sister chromatid segregation
Cellular component (GO): chromosome passenger complex; spindle midzone; chromosome, centromeric region
Source: RefSeq, a predicted model, not a curated record